Dermochelys coriacea (leatherback sea turtle) is the source of this 4000-nucleotide messenger RNA. It is a transcript of the gene TNFRSF19, whose product is annotated as TNF receptor superfamily member 19. The record is from RefSeq and is a predicted model, not a curated record. Gene Ontology annotation, molecular function: signaling receptor activity; protein binding. The transcript has 11 exons. Gene Ontology annotation, biological process: positive regulation of JNK cascade; positive regulation of canonical NF-kappaB signal transduction. Gene Ontology annotation, cellular component: plasma membrane. NCBI's taxonomy places the organism in Eukaryota, Metazoa, Chordata, Testudines, Dermochelyidae. The coding region runs from base 466 to 1545 and encodes 359 amino acids.
AAAAUUAUCAGGAAUCUUAUCACACAAAAUACUUCUAGCAUUCCAUUUCUCUUCUUGGGAGGAAACUUACAGAUAAACUUUGAAAUGAGCCUUGUGCUUCUCACAAUGUGCCAACCUGGUUAGAAAUCAUGCAAACUUUUGUUGUUCUUUAGCUGUAUUCCCCCACAGGCUGUAUAAUAGCUCUCUAACCAGUCCCACAGCAUUGAAUGAUGUCAUGGGAUCUGCAGUUCAGUGAGAUGAAAGGGAUAAAGCGGAACCCGCGGGCACUGGGGAAAGCUUCCAACACACAAUUCACAACAUAGCUUGGGAACUGAAUCCAGCCACUCAACUCUAAGCAUUAAGUAAGUUAAAAGCAGUUAAUACAGAAGCUCUGGCAGUGUGGAUUAAGUUGCAGAAAAGCUGGCUAUUGGAAAAACUUCAGCAUAUAGCAGUUCUUCAUAAGGGAGAGAAGUUUAACCCUAAGAAAUGGGUAUUGAAGGAUUACAAAGACAAGAUAAAAUAGUGAAGAUGCUUAUACUAUUAUUAGUGUAUUUGUUGAGUGAAGUAAUUUGUGAGACGGGGGAUUGCAGAGAGCAAGAGUUCAGGGACCAUGCGGGAAACUGUAUUCUCUGCAAACAGUGUGGACCUGGAAUGGAACUGUCAAAGGAAUGCGGCUUUGGAUAUGGGGAGGAUGCACAGUGCAUGACAUGCAGGCUAAACAGAUUCAAGGAGGACUGGGGAUUUCAGAAGUGCAAACCUUGUCUGGACUGUGCAGUAGUUAACCGGUUUCAGAAGUCCAACUGUUCUGCCACCAGCAAUGCAGUGUGUGGGGAUUGCUUACCAGGAUUUUACAGGAAGACGAAGCUUGGUGGCUUUCAAGACAUGGAGUGUGUUCCUUGUGGAGAUCCCCCUCCUCCCUAUGAACCUCACUGUACUACCAAAGUGAAUCUUGUGAAGAUCCCAUCAACUGCUUCCAGUCCACGGGAUACUGCUCUAGCAGCUGUUAUAUGCAGUGCACUGGCCACAGUGCUCUUAGCUCUUCUCAUCCUUUGUGUUAUUUAUUGUAAGAGACAAUUUAUGGAGAAGAAGCAAAGCUGGUCUGUGAGAUCACAGGAUAUUCACUACAAUGGUUCUGAACUGUCGUGUUUUGAUAGACCCCGGCUUAAUGAAUAUGCUCACAGAACAUGUUGUCAGUGUCAACGAGAUGCAUCACGAACAUGUGGCCCAGUUCAUUUGAUUCCAUCACUGUGCUGUGACGAGACCUGUAGCAUGGAGCACAGCAGUCACAGCUGCACUUUCCACUCUCAGAGUACCCUUUAUGAACGGACUUUAAAUUCUGUCGGAGAAAUGAUUCCUGCAUUCCUUGGUUCUCUUUCACACUCUACCUGUGGAGACCAUUCAGAUGCUUGGCCGCUUAUGCAAAACCCCGCUUGUUGCGACAGCAUCUCCUUCUGUGAAUCUUAUCCAGAACUGACUGGAGGAAAUAUUAGUUCCUUCGAUCCAGAGACUGAAAACACAGCCAAUAUAGAUUUAGGAAGCCAAAAGGAGUUUUUCUGCCAGCACUAGAACUGAAUGCUACCCUAAUGCCUGUCUGUUAAUGCUUGUGAAUUAAACACAGCCUGGUCCUCAGUGUUACAUGGUUUCAGAAACAGCAGAAAUAAAUUGGCAGCAUUUUGGACCUUUCAGGAAGUUGCAUCUGAGCCAUAGCAGCUGUAAGCUGAAACAUCAAGGAGCAACUUGAGAGAAGACUGAGGUGUAUUCAUGAUAUUAAAAAAAAUUGCUGUGGUUCAAUAGGAAUUAUUAUGGGGAAGUUCUCUGGCUUGUGUUAUAUAGGAGGUCCCUUCUGGCCUUGGAAUCUGUUGUUGUACUUUGCAUCUCUUGUAAACAACAACCUUCUGUGCCUCAAAGGUUCUUGAAAAGCCUAAGAAGAUUAUGUAAAUAUAACAAAAUGUAUUACAUUAGUGUGUUUAUACUGAUCUGUUAAAUAUGGCUAAAAAUGACAGAAGAUGUGCAGCAGAAGUUUGCCAGUUACUCUGUUUGCAAAAUUAAUCAUUUAUUAGGAAUUUGCCCUAGCUAAAUGUAAUGUUAAUUCACAAUUUCUUCUGUAGAAUGAGUUAAAAAAAUAACACUUCUAUUUAUGUGAUGAUCAUCUAUUGAUAAAAUGAAGCUUUUAUUAUGUUUUAUAUUUUAGCCAUUAAGCUACUCUUGGGAACUAAGCAAUUAGCAUGUUACAAUAAUAUGGGUUAUUGAAGUUCCUAAAAACAUUACACUUCUUUUUAAACCAGGAGAUUUGCCUUAAUUUAGAUUUAGAUUUAUAAAAAUCAGCUUCAUAGAUAGGGCAUUUUGUAUUUGUUGUUUGGUAUGUUCAAUAUGUGGAACAGUCAGCAUAUUGGACUUGUUAUGUCACGUACUUUUUAGAUGUUGAAAUAAUUUUUGUAAUAAAUUGUCAUGUCAAAUUACAGUAAACAUACCGUGAAAGUAUUCAUAUAAGUGAGAGCUAAACUAUUCCUAUAGUCAUGGAUGAGUUUCAGGGGUCAUAUCAUGGUGACCUCGUCCCUUUUCUUCUACUGCCUCAUUUUUUAAAUUUCAUCCAAGCCACUAUCCUCUCCUCAUUUUAAUCUGUUUAAAAAUUCACUUCUUCCACAAUGCCCACUGAGAAGCAAGUUCACAAUAAUUUUUUAAACAUAUACCUUAAUUGAACCAUCAAGUUAUGCACAUGACUAAAUUGAGUUAAACGUAUCAUCUUACUGCUAUAACUUCUGUUGUUCCUCUCCCUGAAAUACUAGAGAGAUGACUUAGCCCCAACUUUGCAUCUUACAUUAGGGUUUGAACUGCACACAUUUUCAACCAGGUACAGUGCUUACUACAGUAGUCCCAGUGAACUGCACUAAGAACUACAUUCAGCAAGAUUGAGAUGUGAGAUUUUGAACUCUUCUGAGUGUACAAUAAACUUUCCAGUGUGGUUUUGGCACAAUAAAAGUAAUCAGCAAAAUGCUGUAGAUUUGCAAUAAAUGUCCCUUCUUGCUACAAGUGGAUUUAUCAGUAUCUACACUGCCAUGCAAACAUUCAGUUUCUUUAAAGGAAAAACUCUCUUGCUGAGGACACACAACAGAAAUUUGGACCAGCAAAAAUUAUAAGCAGUGUUGAAUGCCAAAGCAACAAGAUGCUUUGGCAAAAUACAAUGGGACUACUUGUGUGAGUAAGAGCUACUCAUCAUGAGUAAGAGUUCCAGAAGAUGGUGUAGGAUUACUGAUGAAAUCAUUUGUAUGAAUACUUAAACAGUAAAUGCUACUAUAUGAUCACUGACUUACUAUGCUACAUACACAGUUGUGCCUUCAGUACAGUUGUUAAUCUACAUACUUGCUAAAGAUUUAUUCAGACCAGAAAACUGUGGUUCAAAAUUCCUUUUGUUACUUUCAUACAUUAGAGAAAAUGAAAAUAUUACUUUCUACUAUUUACUGCAUGAACACACAUUUGUUUUUGUAUAUAUUGUGUAAAGAGAAAAAUCCAAUGUGCAUUUCAUUAUAUUGCAAAAUAUUGUUAGAAUAGGUAUGGAGAUUAAAAUUUUAGCCAUCAGGAAUUCCUUUUAAAAUGGUACUGAAACUUUGUCAGAAUCUUUCAUCAAUAAGAAUGUUUCCAACUGGAAUUUACACUUUGAUCAUUUUUGUCCAGCAGCUAUAUAUAAAGUUCCUCUAAAGCAGAGACCUAUAGAUUAAGAGCACAACAAAAAUAAACCAACACCACACAACAAAACACUGCCGAAUAAGUCUCUUUAAAUAUAUAUGUAUAUUGUGUAUAUAUUUUUGAAUAGUUUUUUCUUAAUUUAACCAAAUUGGUCUUGUUUAUAUUGUAUAUGCCAAUAGAAAACAAAUACCAACACAUUUAGACAGUAUGCAUAUCAUAGUUUUUUCAGUCCUGUUUUACAUAUUGGACUUUUAAAAAAAAUCUGUAAAUUAUAAUCUUGUGUAAAUUGUUUUGUAAUACUUUUUCUAUUUGUGAAUAAACUGUUACAUGAAUUGUU